AUGCGGCCGAUUUCUUCAGCUCUCCAGGGAAUGUGGGCAGACGCCGUUGGCAAGAAUCUUGCGGAUUUUAACUUCCGGACGGUUACCAAGCAGUUCUCCAACCUUGUGUUCAAGUAUCCGAUCCGCGUGCCCGAGAGAUUCGCUCUCGUGAUCCGCACGCUCCUCACGCAGGAGGGGAUCUGCCUUCUGCUGGACCCGAACUUCAAGCUGCUCGAAGUUGCCUAUCCCUACGUAGCUAAACGACUACUGAGAGAUCCUCUCUACUGCUACCGCCUGCCCCAGGUCCUUAUGAAGAAAGUUCCUGAAGCAGAGAAGCCUGUCUUCGACUUCGGCCGUCUCUUCUCCCUCCUCUACGUGGCUACUGCAGUAGCAGGACGAGGCCCUCGAGCUCUUCUCGGCCUCGUUCGCACUGCGUUCGAUGCUCUUGCUCUUACGUGGAGGAAGCCGUCGCUAGCCAUGAGCCUUGCGCAAGUCGACAGGUUGUACGACGUCUGUAUCGGAACUUGA
Guillardia theta CCMP2712 is the source of this 507-nucleotide messenger RNA. RefSeq lists its product as hypothetical. The coding region runs from base 1 to 507 and encodes 168 amino acids. Lineage: Eukaryota; Cryptophyceae; Pyrenomonadales; Geminigeraceae. The transcript is spliced from 7 exons. The record is from RefSeq and is a predicted model, not a curated record.